Molecule: messenger RNA, 2157 nt
Organism: Trichoplusia ni (cabbage looper)
Lineage: Eukaryota; Metazoa; Arthropoda; Insecta; Lepidoptera; Noctuidae
Gene: NGR-A8
Product: sex peptide receptor-like
Exons: 8
Coding region: 604-1899 (431 amino acids)
Biological process (GO): G protein-coupled receptor signaling pathway
Cellular component (GO): membrane
Molecular function (GO): G protein-coupled peptide receptor activity
Source: RefSeq, a predicted model, not a curated record
GUGACGAUUCCUAAAAUUUAUACUCACGCGUAAGUUCCAUUCACUGUACUUUGAUCAAUUUAUAUUUGCGGAACUAAACAAAACAUACGUACCCAUUAUUAUAUGCUGACCAACAAGACAGACACUGAAAAAAAUAAUCAUCUCCAAUUACUAAAUAUGAUUCGAUAAUGUCAAUGUUACAUUAUUUUGUUGUUAAUUAAGUUUACAUUAUGGACCCUGUCGAGCACAAAAGCAAAAGUUGUAAGCACGAUUGUGUACAGUUGUUUUGAAAAUGUAUUAGCGUUUUCCGACUUGUGUUGCUGUCUGUACAGUAUGACUACUGUGACGAUGGCUCAGAACUUCACCUAACCGUUUUCAGUCGUCCUUCUCUCCGCUGCCGAGCGAGUCGCGCUACGCCCGCGCGCCCAAUAUAUCGAUAACUACGACAUUGCACUUUCACAUUUUUUUUUUUUUAAGUGAUCAGUUGGAUAACACGUGACAGUUUAUAACUUUUUAAAUUGUUUGGCGAGUUGUGGAUGGUCUGUUUGUUGCAGAUUGUAAAGACAAACAACUAUGAAGGAUGAGAAAUUUAAUAGAGUAUAAUUGAAACGAACAAUCUUCAAAAUGUCUAACAAAUCGCAGAUGCUUAUGGAUAUUUUCCAAGAGAUAUUAGCGGCGUCUGGGAAUGCUUCGGACAGUGGGAUCAAUGAGACACAGAUAGUUUCAGUGUUGAGGGAGCAAGCGGUCCGUGGGGGAAGGGGCGAUGAGAUUGAAUCUCUCCUUGUGAAGAUGAUGAGGGAUGCUAAGAGCAGGCUGAACUUAAGCUUGAAACCUGACACGUGCGGUUACUGCGAGGGAGACUUCAGAGACAUAAUCAUGGCCUACAAUGGUAUCCAUGGUUACGUGAGCUUGUUGGUCUGCACAAUAGGGGUUUUAGCGAAUACAAUGAACAUUGCGGUGUUGACACGAAGGGACAUGGCUGCGGCACCUAUCAAUAGGCUACUGAAAUGGCUUGCAGUUGCUGAUGUCUUCGUCAUGGUCGAAUACGUACCUUUCGUCAUUUAUAGGCAUUUGGUGUUACCAGAAAAAUUGGACUUCCCGUACUCGUGGGCGAUGUACCUGCUAUUUCACAUGCACUUCGCACAAAUACUCCACACAGCGUCAAUAUGCCUCACACUAUCUUUGGCUAUAUGGAGAUAUAUUGCGAUAAAGUACUCUGAAAAAAGUCACAUUUUAUGCACGGAGCGCAGAUGCAGCAUCGCCAUACUUACCAGCUUUAUAUUACCGCCAAUACUGUGUGCACCGACCUUUAUGGUAUUUGAUAUUCACACGAAGAACGUGACGGACAAGUUCGGUAACCCCGACAUCGCGUACCAUGUUGACUCAGAUUACGAAGGUACACUCUACCAGGCGAACUUUUGGGUGCAUGGGGUGGUCAUCAAGCUGCUACCUUGUUCCAUACUUACGGUGAUCAGCGUCUGGCUGAUACGAGCGCUGUAUAAUGCGAACCAGCAUCAGAAGAAGUUGAGGAACUACAGUGCCUGUCCUGCCGCUGAGAAAAUGGUGAAGAGGCAGAAUAAAGCUGAUAAAAGAACUGACAGAACAACGAAGAUGCUGUUGGCAGUUUUAUUACUGUUUCUGGUAACGGAACUUCCCCAAGGGAUCAUGGGACUGAUGAGCGGCUUGCUCGGCUGGUGCUUCUUCAAACGCUGCUACGAUCUUUUCGGCGAGUUGAUGGACUUCCUGGCGCUGUUGAAUGGAGCGAUCAACUUUGUGUUGUACUGCUCGAUGUCGCGGCAGUUCCGUCAGACCUUCAGGCAGCUGCUCCUCCAGCCGCACCUGGCCAGGUUCCUGCCGCCCGCGGCUUCGCAUUCCGAGUCCCACAACCAGAACACGUGCACAGAAAAGAUAAAAAGGUAACUACAGCCGAGCUUCCCCUUAAAAAUGGAGAUUGCAAAGACAUCGGUGCCGUGAGGCCGGGUGAAGCAAGGUCACGCGCCCAUGAUACGGGAACAUUUCCUAUAGUCCAGGUACUAAAUAAACAGUUCCAAAAGACAAAACUAGUGCAAUAAGUGAUCAGUGUUUAAGUGUAGUCGAGUUCAGCUUGGCAAUAGGGAUGUGUAUAGCUGUUGCGUUGUCGGUAACUUUAAAAAAGGACUAUCUUUAAGUGUAAAUAUA